CAAAUGAAGAGCAAGUGGGAUAAUCUCAAGGAAGAAUUGAAAAGAUGGAGAACAUUGAUUUAUAGUGAAACAGGACUAGGAUGGGAUGACAAGAAGAAAACCAUUGCUGCGAUCGAUAAAUGGUGGGAAGAUAAAAUUAAGGCUGAUUAUAGGUUUAAGCCUUUUAGGAUGAAAGGCAUACAUCCCGAUUUUGAUAUGUUGUUAGCUAGAAUGUUCGAUAGUACGGUUGCUACCGGAGGAAUCACAUGGAAUCCUGGACAAGGUUUACGUAUUGAGGAGGAUGUUGAUGCCACACAACCUAAUAUCGCUGAUGUUGAUGUAUCUGCUGAUGAGAUUUUGGAGUCCGAAGGUUGUGAAAAUGUUGUUGAACAAAAUGCAACUCAAACCCGUAAAAGAGUGAUGUGGACUUCAACGAGGCAAGCUCGGGGAAAGAAAGAGAAGAGAAUGACGCCACAAUAA
Messenger RNA from Rhodamnia argentea, 459 nucleotides. RefSeq lists its product as uncharacterized. Bases 4 to 459 code for a protein of 151 amino acids. Lineage: Eukaryota; Viridiplantae; Streptophyta; Magnoliopsida; Myrtales; Myrtaceae. The record is from RefSeq and is a predicted model, not a curated record. The transcript has 2 exons.